This is a messenger RNA of Anopheles marshallii, 495 nucleotides long. It is a transcript of the gene mRpS23, whose product is annotated as 28S ribosomal protein S23, mitochondrial. Gene Ontology annotation, biological process: translation. Gene Ontology annotation, cellular component: ribosome; mitochondrion. The transcript is spliced from 3 exons. Bases 1 to 495 code for a protein of 164 amino acids. The record is from RefSeq and is a predicted model, not a curated record. Gene Ontology annotation, molecular function: structural constituent of ribosome. NCBI's taxonomy places the organism in Eukaryota, Metazoa, Arthropoda, Insecta, Diptera, Culicidae.
AUGGCUAACAGCAGAUUGGAAAAAAUAGGAACCAUCAUCACGAGAACUAAGGGCCUUCUCAAAUCCGGUGCCAUGAAGUUUGACGAGCGACCGCUCUGGUAUGAUGUUGUGACCGCAUUCCCUCCCCUUGAGGAGCCGCGUUACGAUCGUCCUGCUCCUAGAGUACCGGUGCGGGAAAUAUUUUACCAAGAAGAUACAGUACGAGCCAAGUUCCACAAAGCUGGCAAAGCAACGUUUGCUGUAAACCUGCUGGAUACGAACAAUCUUACACCGACGCAGCAAUUCAUUGGAAUAUAUCAGAACUUGUCCACCCAGGGUGCAUUAGACGAGCAGAAAGUGUACGAAAUAGCAAUUGAUCUGCUAGAAGACCAAAUGCGGCAGCAAAGAGCAGACAAACGACCAGCAGAAACUGAAACAAGCGAUCGUGUUAAACCAUCACCUCUACCGGAGGAUAGUGGCAAAACUGUGCAACUGCAAGAUAUAUUCAAAGAUUAA